Molecule: messenger RNA, 1944 nt
Organism: Fraxinus pennsylvanica
Lineage: Eukaryota; Viridiplantae; Streptophyta; Magnoliopsida; Lamiales; Oleaceae
Source: the annotation of a GenBank genome assembly
AUGGGUGAGGAGGAUGCCCAGACAGAUAAGCCUGAGGCAGCUGCGAAUGGCAAUGCUAAGCCGGAGGAGAAGAGUGAGGUUGUGACAGAGAAGAAAGAGGAAAGUAAUGUAGUAACAGAGAUGGAAGAAGAUAAAAAGGAUGAUGGGAAAGAUGAGGCCCAGAAUAUGGAUGUGGACAAAUUGCAGAACAAAGAAAGCAAAGAAACUGAUGAAAAAGAAGCAGAGAAUGAAAUAGGAGAAAAAGAAGAAAAGGAAGAAAUCAAAGAUGAAGAAGAAGAAAAGGAAGAAACAAAAGGAGACGAAGAUAAAGAAGAAGCAAAAGGAGAAGAAGAGAAGGAAGAAAUAAAAAAUGAGGGAAUGGAAGAUGAAUCUGGCAAGAAACCUGAUGAUGAGGCUGAAGAUAAGGUUGAAGUGGACCUUGACGAAGUGAAGGCUGAGGAGGAAGAGCCAGAGGAGCAUAAGGAGGGAAAAGGAUCGAAGAAGCGACCUAGAACCAAAAGUCAUUCUGGACAAAAAGACAGGAGUAAGAAGAAGAAAGCUGAAAAGGAGGAGCCAGAAGUCCCCAUAGAGAAGAAGGCAAAACAUCCUAAAACCCCCACUAGAAAAAAGGAGGAGGAGGAGCCUAAAACUACUACACCUUAUGCAAUUGAACGCCCUGUACGUGAAAGAAAAUCUGUAGAAAGGCUGGUUGCUACCAUUGAGAAGGACAAUGAUAAGGAUUUCCAAAUUGAAAAGGGUCGUGGAACUGCACUGAAAGAUAUCCCAAAUGUUGCAUACAAGUUAUCAAGAAGGAAGACUGAUGACACCUUCAAAUUGCUGCAUACUAUUCUCUUUGGAAGGAGGGGAAAGGCAGCUCAAGUCAAGAACAACAUAUCUAAAUUUUCUGGGUUUGUGUGGCCUGAUAAUGAGGAAAAGCAAAUGAUAAAAGUAAAAGACAAACUUGACAAGUGUGUCAAAGAGAAAUUGGUGGAAUUCUGUGAUGUUCUUGAUUUGCAGAUUCCCAAGGCUAAUGCAAGAAAGGAAGAUAUUGUUGCAAAGUUGAUAGAGUUUUUGAUGGCUCCUCAUGCCACAACCACAGAUUUGCUUGCUGAAAAAGAGCAGUCAAGUAAAGGCAAAAAGCGAAAGAGAGAUGGAAAAAGAAGUGAAUUGGCAACGGGGAGCACUCUUUCAAAAGGAUCAGCUGAGAGUCAAAAGAGAACUGGAAGUGCAUCGAAAAAUGGUGAGAAUAAGAGCAUACCUGAAUCUGAAGAUGAAUCAGAAGAAGAGAAAGAGGAAAUGCACGAAGAGGAAAAUGUUGAUGGUGCUAGUGAAAAAUCAGAAGAGGAGAUUUCCGAACAUGCUGAAAGCCAGGAGAAAGAGAGUGAAUCUGAAGAUGAGUCUGUCAAGGACAGAGGAAAGCAUAGGCGAAGUUCAACGAAGUCUUCAGCAAAGGAGUCGACUGAAAAAGGCAAAACCAAGAAAGUUGCACUUGCUAAAAAGGCCAGUCCUCCACCCAAAAAGGCUCCUGCAAAGUCACCUAGUCGCACAAAAUACAAUAAUGAUACAAGUGCAAAGAAGUCUUCUGGUAAGGAGAAAGCUGAAGCACUUGAAGAGAAAUCAGCAAAUCCAAAGAAGUCUGCAUCAAAGGAGAGUACUGGAAAGAAGGUUGUGAAAGGCAAAGGCAAGCCCAAGGAGGACAAAUUAAAACCAAGUGACAAUGACCUCAGAAGUGCAACAUGUGAAAUUCUCAAAGAGGUGGACUUCAAUACGGCCACUUUCACCGACAUUCUGAAGCAACUUGCCAAGCGCUUCAGUACAGAUCUGACCCCCAGAAAAUCAUCAAUAAAGCUCAUGAUCCAAGAGGAGCUCACUAAACUAGCUGACGAGUCAGAUGAUGAGGAGGAUGAAGGUGAUGCCAAGAAGGAUGGAAAACGGCCUGCUGGUCGAAGCAUGGCAGCCAGAUGA